Molecule: messenger RNA, 1428 nt
Organism: Ictalurus furcatus (blue catfish)
Lineage: Eukaryota; Metazoa; Chordata; Actinopteri; Siluriformes; Ictaluridae
Product: keratin, type I cytoskeletal 13-like
Exons: 7
Coding region: 78-1334 (418 amino acids)
Molecular function (GO): structural molecule activity
Source: RefSeq, a predicted model, not a curated record
AAAGCAGCCAGUUCUCAGCUCUUACCACUUGUUCUUCUCCAGCGUGAGCAGAAGAGUUCUACAUCCUCAUCAUCAUCAUGGCCAGCACUUUCUCCAACCGAAGCUUCAUCUCAUCCUCCUCCUCUUCUGUGAGGAGCGGCUCAGCCCUGCUCCUCGGAAGCUCCCGAGGAGGUGGCAGCGUGUAUGGAGGAGCCGGAGGGUCCGGAGUGCGCAUCUCCACCUCCAGGUUGUCCGUCGGAAGUGGCUUUAACCUCGCCGACGCUGUCGAUGUUUCAGCCAAUGAGAAGCUGACGAUGCAGAAUCUGAACGAGCGUCUGGCCAACUACCUGCAGAAGGUGCACACGCUGGAGAAGGCCAACGCUGAGCUGGAGCUCAAGAUCCGCCAGUUCCUUGAAGGCAAGGCCUCGCCCGCUGCCCGAGACUACUCUGCCUACUUUGUCACCAUCAGUGACCUCCAGGCCAAGAUUCAGGGUGCCAUUGCUGUGAAUGGAGGACUGUACCUCCACAUUGAUAACGCCAAACUUGCUGCUGAUGACUUCAGAGUAAAGUAUGAGAAUGAGCUGACCAUGAGGCAGUCAGUGGAGGCAGACAUCGCCGGGCUGAGGAAGGUUCUAGAUGACUUGACGUUGGCCAGAUCGGAUCUGGAGAUGCAGAUUGAGGGUCUGAAAGAUGAGCUGAUCUAUUUGAAGAAGAACCACGAGGAGGAGCUCUUGUUGGCACGUUCUCAGAUGGGUGGACAGGUGAAUGUGGAGGUGGAUGCCGCACCACAACAAGACCUGAAUGCCGUCUUGGCUGGAAUCCGCGAGCAUUAUGAAUCCGUGGCCGCUAAGAACCGCAAAGAAAUUGAGGCCUGGUUCCAGACCAAGAGUGAAGCACUGAGCAAAGAGGUCGCCAUCAGCACAGAAACACUCCAGACGUCGAGAUCUGAAAUCACAGAAGUCAAACGCACUCUUCAGAGUCUGCAAAUUGAGCUUCAGUCACAGCUUAGCAUGAAAGCAUCUCUUGAAAACACUCUGGCUGAGACACAGAACCGCUAUGCACAAAUGCUCACUGGCUAUCAGGUUCAGGUGACAAGUCUGGAGGAGCAGCUGCAGCAGCUUCGUGCUGAUCUGGAGCGUCAGUCUCAGGAAUAUCAGAUGCUGCUGGACAUCAAGACCAGACUGGAGAUGGAGAUCGCUGAGUACAGGAGACUGCUGGAUGGAGAAGCGACCACCAGCACCACAACCUCCUCUAGCUCCACCACUCGGAAGGUUGUAAUUGUCACAGAGGAGGUGGUGGAUGGUAAAGUGGUAAGCUCCUCCAGUUCUUCUGAGAGCAAAACUUUUACCAAGUAAGCAUGUUGAGUCUCCACACAUCAACGAGAUGACUUCCAUCCCUAUGACAUGCUUUCUCAAUGCUUCCAAAUUAAAAUAAAUUCAAGUCAAAGCA